GAAUGAGCUCGGCUAUGGCUGCCAUUCCAGUGACCGCCCGCGCAUUGGGAUUGCGGAAGAAUGCCUCGUCCACGCCGCGGCAAUCGAUCACAGGUGAUAGAUUCCUUAGAUUUCCACACAUCGAUCGCUUCGCGCUUCCCGCGAGGUCUUCAAGCGACGAGGAUCCUCCGGCUCCGCCGCAAGAAGCCUCCCCGGCCGACUCACAGAUAGAAGCGCUGGAGGCGCGGCUCAAAUCCAGGCGGCGCAAGCGGAGGAGCGAUCCAGCGGCGAGCUCGUCGGCGAGGUCCGAUCUUCCGACGCGUGAAAUCAAGCCCUGGGAUCAAAUGUCGCUGGGAGAGAAGGCGUAUGAGGUCUAUGUUGGUGAGAAGGGGAUUCUCUUCUGGCUCAACAAGCUCGCGUACGCAUCCAUCUUUGUAAUCGCUGGAGGAUGGAUUGUUUUUAGAUUUGUUGGGCCGGCUUUGGGGUGGUACCAGCUUGACAAGCCGCUCUUACCUCCAGACAAGCUCUUUUCAGGCAGUGGUGACGUGAAACCACCAUCGACUUAAAAAGUGUAAGUGUAAGCUCCUGGGUGGGAUUGUCUUUUUUUCUACCUUUUGUCUGCCUCACCACAAUUGCGUUGUGUUGCUGCUCGUCUGGUUUUCCUUUAAAUACUUCGUACUA
Selaginella moellendorffii is the source of this 660-nucleotide messenger RNA. RefSeq lists its product as uncharacterized. Bases 3 to 545 code for a protein of 180 amino acids. Lineage: Eukaryota; Viridiplantae; Streptophyta; Lycopodiopsida; Selaginellales; Selaginellaceae. Gene Ontology annotation, cellular component: chloroplast. The record is from RefSeq and is a predicted model, not a curated record. The transcript has a single exon.